Molecule: messenger RNA, 1710 nt
Organism: Nelumbo nucifera (sacred lotus)
Lineage: Eukaryota; Viridiplantae; Streptophyta; Magnoliopsida; Proteales; Nelumbonaceae
Molecular function (GO): ubiquitin protein ligase activity
Source: RefSeq, a predicted model, not a curated record
GAAGAAAAGAACAAAAGAGGAAUCAAACAUGGUUACAUGGAUGUAAGAAAGCCAAAUUUCCAAAUAAAACGCCAUCAAAUCACCUUCAGCCCCUAUAUUUCCUCUCCCACAAACUAAUCAGACACUCUUGUUACUGUCUCUCUCCUGCUCUCUCUUCUCUUCUUCUCUCUCCUCUUCAAUCAUGGUUGUUGUUGCAGAGAACACCACAGCGGCUGAGCAGAUUAGGUUCAGGAGACCCAGGAGUCCAUCCAUUAUAGCACCAGAUCCAACCCCACAAAUCCCUUCUAUCAAUCAAUCUACUCGCGGUAAAACCACCAUCUCUUCUCUGUUUCUGUCCACAUUCUCCACCAACAACAAUAACAAGAACAAGAGUUCAGACAUGUCUUCAGCGGCGUUGAAGGAUAAUAAAAAGAAGAACUUCACAUCUGCGACAUUUAGAGGACUUGGAUGUACGUCCUCCGCUCAAGUAUCGGCACCGGCGGUUAUUCGGUCUUCGGCAGAUUGGCAAGCUAAGAAGGUGAGGAAAAAGAAGCAUACUAAUCCACAAAGGAAGAAAGGCCAGCAGGUGACGGCGACGACAACUAUGGGGAACCCAACUCCAGCCGUUGUUGUUCCUGAUGUUUGGUGCUCUCCUGGGAUCGGUUUUGCUGCUGAUGCUGCCCCCAUCGAUUGUGUCGUAUCGAGACGGCCAGUGGCGGGAAGGGGGAGGGUUGAUGCGGAGAGGAUAAAUCACAGAGAGCGUUCUUGUAAUGCAAGGCGAGCUGCACCCUUUGAGCAAAUCACUGGUUUGGAUUCUCCAUCCACCUUUGAAAUGCACUCUGCGUCUGAUGUAUUUGGUGGUAGACAUUAUCGUCAUCUUCGACAUCGCUCACCGGGAGGGCUUGCAGAGAUUAUGAUGUUCCAGAGCCUUCUUUUGGGUGGAAGAUCAGAGGUAUAUGAUCAAUACAGGGAUUGGCGGCUUGAUGUUGAUAAUAUGACAUAUGAGGAAUUGCUUGAACUGGGAGAUAAAAUUGGGUAUGUAAAUACUGGUUUAAGAGAAGAAGAGAUAUUCCAUUGCCUCAGAAAAAUUAAGCACUCCUUUAUGGAGGAUCUGCAAUCACAUAUUCCCACUGAAACAGAUUGGAAAUGUAGCAUUUGUCAAGAAGAAUACGUAGCUGAUGAUGAGGUGGGAAAGCUGGACUGUGGCCACAGUUAUCACAUAUUUUGUAUAAAGCAAUGGCUUCUGCAGAAGAAUGCUUGCCCUGUCUGCAAGGCUGCUGUAGCAGCUCAAUACUAAGAUUGGAAAUCAUUAAAGAAUAUGAUGCUGAUAAUGAGAUGGGAAAGCUAGAUUGUAGUCAGAGCUGUCACAUGUUUUGCUUAAACCAAUGGCUUCUGGAGUGCUUGCCCGGCAGCCAUGCUGCCAAGUGCCAGCUCAAUAUUAAGAUUGACUUCAUUUGACCUCAGUGUCUGCCAAUGGGUAUUGGAUCAGUGUUUCUCCUUUUUGGCUUCUUGUACAGUUUUCGACUGAAAUAAGCAUGCAUCCAUUCUUUGUUGUGUAAUUCCUCUACCCGUUUGCCUAAUAUAAUAUAUUGGGUUUUUGUGGGAGCCACAAACACUUGAAAGUUUGCGGCUGUUCGCAUCACCAUUUCAUGGGCAACAUUUCAUUCAGUAGUUUUGGUUUCCUGUGAGAUGAAAAUACUUUUAAUACAGUCAAAAGUUACCAUUCAGUCA